UCACGGCUGUCUCCCUCAUAGAUCAAUGUGUAUGGCUGGGUGAGAAGUAACAUGCAUAUAAACAUCAAAUCAGAAAUAAUUAGAAAUUACUUUCUCAGGGUGUUCAAAUAUUCUUAUCAAAGGAGGCAGUGGAAAAUGGGAAAACACACCUUCUGCACAUACGGUACCUGAAAGCACCUCACGCCUCAUUGUGACAUCACCAAGAGCUGACUUCCAAUUGGCUCUCUCCUGUCACUCACUGUAGAAAGUCCACCCUCUCAGCCUGGCGUUCAACCCUCAGCCCAGCAGCAGUUAGAUGGUUCCUCUCACUCUCUCUCUCUUUCUCCCCCCUCCUUUCUUUUCUCUCUUCCUCUCUCUCACUCUCUCCUCCAUCUCUCUCUCACUCUCGCUCUGUCUCAGAGCAGGCAGCUGCCGCCAGACCUGCGAGCCCAGUACAGUCUCAGCCUGUUAGCAGGUCCACCAGUCCCUCGCUCACACCCACACCUCUCAAUCCCUUCUUCUUCCUUUGUAGUCAUUAUCCCUGGAACCCGCCUGAUAGGUCUGAACCAAAGUGUCUUUUUUUCACAAGUUGGACUAUCUGCUCCUACCCCAAGAUGUAACUCUGCCAAGGAAAAUACUUUGAGCUGAAAGUAAAGCUUCAUGACCAAGGAUUAAAGGCCCAAGUGAGAGAGCCGUGCCCCCAGCUCCCUCCAUGUCUGAGCUGGAGUCAGAGUCGCACUAGCGGGGGGAGGGAUGGAGGACGUGAUGGAGGUGCGCACGGACGGCAGCUCCCUCCUGAAGGCCGUCUACCUGAGCCGCCUGCGCCUGACCCGCCUGCUGCUGGAGGGCGGGGCCUACAUCAACGAGAGCAACGACCGCGGCGAGACGCCGCUCAUGGUGGCCUGCAAGUCCAGGCAUGCCGACCAGCAGAGUGUGCCCAAGGCCAAGAUGGUGAAGUACCUGCUGGAGAACAGUGCCGACCCCAACAUCCAGGACAAGAGCGGGAAGACCGCCCUGAUGCACGCCUGUCUGGAGCAGGCCGGCGUGGAGGUGGUGUCCCUGCUUUUGGCCAGCGGGGCUGACCCCAGCCUGGAGGACCGUUCUGGCUCCUCGGCCCUAGUCUACGCAGUUAAUGCCAGCGACAAGGAGACCCUGAAGGUGCUGCUGGAUGCCUGCAAGGCCAAGGGCAAGGAGGUGAUCAUCAUCACCACCGACAAGUUGCCCUCCGGGCGACAGAUGACCAAGCAGUACCUCAACGUGCCCCCACCGCCCGACCUUGAGGACCGACUCCACUGUUCCUUGCCAGCCUGCAUGUCCCCUUCUGAAAUCGACCUCCGCACCUCGCCCCAGGCCACCGGUACCGCCACACAGCCGGACAAGCGCAUCUUCAGCUUCAAGGACCCCGGGAACCCGGCCGCCGGUUCCUCCCAGCCGGGCUCCCCGACCCGGGACCUGAACCUGGCGGGUUCGGCGAGGCUCCUGCACCUGCAGCGGCUGCACUCCGAGCCCUGGCUGAAAAUCCCGCCCUCCCUGGCCCUGCAGCAGGGCGCGGCCUCCUCCCUGGCCGAGAACCUCCUGGACAUCACCCCCGAGGAGGAGCUGUCCUUCCGAAUCAACGGCAUUACCAUUUCCAAGACCCCCAUCAGCCGCCACCAAAGCAUCGACAUCAAGGAUGGGGCUGGGCUGAGUAAGGCCCUGGAGCAGGCUUCCAGCUGUAAUAACAUCGAGGCAGGGCAGGGGAGAGGAGUCGGAUGGCUAGGCAGGAAGAUGUCGUAUGACGAUAUCUCGUCUUUCCACUCUGCCUCGCACCCGGAGCUCCACCGUAACGGCGGGGUCGGGGCUGGGGGCGGGGGAUGCCCUGUACCCAUCCCAGUGGACAAGGACCCCGAGUCCCUCCCCAACCUGGCCGUGUCCAGUCUGCGAAACAUAGUCCAGCGACGUGUCAUUGGGGCGGUGGACCACUACAGCUCCGACUCCCAGCUGCCCCAGUUCACCGGCCACGCCCCGGAGGACUGCAGGGGUGGGGUCGCGGCGGCUGAGAAACGCAAGCUGGUCUCCACCCGCUCCUCCACCCUCGGCUGCUCCCGCGAGUCCCUGGAGGGAGUCCCUCGGAGGGGGGCUGCGAUGGAGCGCAGGGGGUCAGGGGCGCUGCUCCUCGACCACAUUUCCCAAACCCGACCUGGCUACCUGCCCCCGCUCAAUCCCCACCCGCCCAUCCCGGACAUCGGAGCCAACGCCACGGCGACGGGCGCCUUUGCCGGCGGUGCCGCUGGGGUGGGUGGCCCCGCAAAGACGGGGCCUUCGGGGGCCAAACACAUGGUGCCGAGCGCCCCAAACUUCCCCAGGGAUCUCAAGGCCAAAAAGAUGCUGUUGAGGCGUCACUCCAUGCAGACGGAGCAGAUCAAGCAGCUGGCCAAUUUUGAGGAGAUCUUCGGCCGCUGACCCCGCUUCAGGAUCCCGCCGCGCUUCACUCGAUUGCUGCACCCCUCGCUGGAGUCCAGGUGUACCACUCUGCUAUCGCGAAACCAUGUUUCUACUGUCCAUGCAGCGGUCCAAUGAACCACGCAACAUUAACAUGGUGGCCAUACGUCCUAUUAUUUUUCCCCAGUGUUGCCACUCCUUUCAUAAAAAUUACGAGCACAUUACCAGUUAUUUCAGGACACAUUUACGGACACAUCAUUCUCCAAGCGAGAGGCCUUAAUUUAACAGGCACUUAAGAGGGAGGCACUUAAGAGGGAUUUCUAGACAACCUUCAGUGUCAAAUGGCAUCUCUGUGACAACUUUUAAGGAGGUAACCAAUGACACGUUCGCUAUCAGACAUUCCAGCCCUGUUUUCAAGGGCGUUCUAUUUAACCUAGAAGGAUUCUAGCGAUACUGGCUGCUUUUGUGUUCAUGGUUGAAUUAAA
Anguilla anguilla (European eel) is the source of this 2885-nucleotide messenger RNA. It is a transcript of the gene ankrd34bb, whose product is annotated as ankyrin repeat domain 34Bb. Lineage: Eukaryota; Metazoa; Chordata; Actinopteri; Anguilliformes; Anguillidae. Bases 733 to 2421 code for a protein of 562 amino acids. Gene Ontology annotation, molecular function: protein binding. The record is from RefSeq and is a predicted model, not a curated record. The transcript is spliced from 4 exons.